Messenger RNA from Myxocyprinus asiaticus (Chinese sucker), 1791 nucleotides. It is a transcript of the gene pth2rb, whose product is annotated as parathyroid hormone 2 receptor b. NCBI's taxonomy places the organism in Eukaryota, Metazoa, Chordata, Actinopteri, Cypriniformes, Catostomidae. Gene Ontology annotation, biological process: adenylate cyclase-modulating G protein-coupled receptor signaling pathway; cell surface receptor signaling pathway. Gene Ontology annotation, cellular component: plasma membrane. The transcript has 13 exons. The record is from RefSeq and is a predicted model, not a curated record. Gene Ontology annotation, molecular function: parathyroid hormone receptor activity; peptide hormone binding; G protein-coupled peptide receptor activity. Bases 1 to 1791 code for a protein of 596 amino acids.
AUGUGGAAUAUACCUCUGUGGAUAUUUGCCCAAGUUUUGCUUGGUACUUCAAUCAAAGCACAGCAUGUGGAUCCAGAGGUGGGUUUAACAGCUCAAGAACAAGUUCUUCUGCUGUACGACAUCAAACUACAGUGCCUUCAAAACAUCUCUGAACACAACCCUACUGAUGAGGUCUGUUCUCCUGGAUGGGAUGGACUGGUUUGCUGGCCUCAAGGUUCUCCAGGAACCGUCACCAAAGUGCCAUGUCCCAGUUACGUCUACGACUUCAACCACAAUGGGUUUGCAUACCGUCAGUGUGACAUGAAUGGAUCAUGGGUCUCAAUGGAGAACAGAACUUGGGUCAACUAUUCAGACUGCCUACGCUUCCUGGCUCCAGGAAUUGGAAAGGGCAAAAGAGACUUCUUUGAGCGGCUGCACAUCAUGUACACGGUCGGCUACGCGGUGUCCUUCAGUUCGCUGCUAGUCGCCAUUUUCAUCAUUGGAUAUUUCCGGCGUCUUCACUGCACCAGAAACUACAUUCACAUGCACCUAUUUGUGUCGUUCAUGCUGCGUGCGGUCAGCAUCUUUGUUAAAGACAGAGUUGUGUACGCUAAUGGGGUGCUACAGGAAUACGACACCAUGCUAAUGGACAACAUUAGCACUGUGUCAGUCUCUACUCUUGACAAGACUCAGUAUGUUGGCUGUAAGAUCACCGUCCUAUUCUUCAUCUAUUUCCUCGCCACCAACUACUACUGGAUUCUAGUGGAGGGUCUUUACCUUCACAGUCUUAUUUUUAUGGCCUUCUUUUCGGACUCCAAAUAUCUCUGGGGUUUCACCCUCAUAGGGUGGGGUGUGCCAGCUCUCUUCGUGUCAACCUGGGCUGUCGUCAGGGCAACGUUCGCAGACGUGAGGUGUUGGGAGUUGAGCGCUGGUAAUAUAAAAUGGAUUUACCAAGUUCCCAUCUUGACAGCAAUUGGGCUCAAUUUUAUUCUAUUUGUAAAUAUCGUACGAGUUCUGGCCACCAAGAUCCGAGAAACAAACGCAGGACGGUACGACACACGUAAACAGUACAGGAAGCUGGCUAAAUCCACAUUGGUUCUGGUUCUGGUGUUUGGAGUGCACUAUAUCGUGUUUGUGGGAAUGCCGCACACAUUCAAUGGUCUGGGUUGGGAACUCCGCAUGUACUUUGAGCUUUUCUUUAAUUCGUUCCAGGGAUUCUUUGUGUCCAUUAUCUACUGUUUCUGCAAUGGAGAGGUCCAGACUGAAAUCCGUAAAAUCUGGCUCCGUUGGACGCUUGCAUUUGACUGGAAGGGUCCGGUGGUUUUGGCGAACUAUCGCUACGGGUCGGUUCUGAACAAUAGCGGUGUCAGCGUCCAAUCCCAGUUGACCUCUGUGAACCGUAGCGCCGCCCUCCUCACCAGCAGAGUGUACCGUUGCACCGGGCGUCCCAGCGUCACCUCGUUCACACACAGCACGCACAUACACACCACCCUGCCCGGGUACGUCUUCAGUAACUCUGACAUAGAGAGUCGACCGCCUUCUAUUCCCGAAGAAAUUGAAGAAGACACCAAACACAUAGAAGACAUCACUCUCAAAGAGAAUGCUAAAGGAAAUGACAUCACCAUAAAACAGGAAGCCCUCAGUAUCUGUCUCGAAGAAAGCAGACAACGGCCAAACGAUGAUGACAUCAUUAAGAGGGAUGAUGAUGUCACCCCUCAAGAGAAUGCUAAAUGCACUGAUGAAAUCACUUUAAAGGGUUCUUUAAUGGUGAAGUACCACAAUUUGGACCAGGAGGAUGAGCAAGUGCUCUAA